Molecule: messenger RNA, 2848 nt
Organism: Cynoglossus semilaevis (tongue sole)
Lineage: Eukaryota; Metazoa; Chordata; Actinopteri; Pleuronectiformes; Cynoglossidae
Product: myosin-binding protein H-like
Exons: 12
Coding region: 516-2111 (531 amino acids)
Molecular function (GO): protein binding
Source: RefSeq, a predicted model, not a curated record
GAAAUUCAGGCGGAACUUCCGGUUCAAGUGUGAACAUACAAAGAUGCUUCUUUACUGUUAGGAUUAUGAAGUAAGUAAAGUAAAUGUUGUAGAGUCUUACUUUGUACCAACAAUAACAGUAGAAGCAUUUUCUCAAGACUAUUUUAUAUUGUAUAGUGUAACGAUUUAUUUAAAAUGGGUUUAUACCCGACUUCAUUUGAAAGUCGAUACCCGCGAAACUGAUGCAACAGUAAUGUCUCGUUGGAUUUAACUGAGUUGUAAUGACCACCGUUUGACUGCUAAUAAGGGUAAAAAAAAUCAUGCAGAAGAAUUUCCUAAUAUUUCGUUAUGUUUUUCGCCCGUUCUAUGGUAUUCGAAUGCAUUUAAAGUUCCAUGUUUGGCGUUAUCAAUGUCGUUAGCAUUUAAUUAUAGCAACAUGAGCAGGCAGAAGCAGCUACCUAUGCAACACUGCCAUCUGUUGGACGAGGGUCUCAUUCUUACAGCUACGCAAGCACACCAGGACAGCGAUACCAUAAAUGGAAACAAAAGAAAACCGAAAAAAAGAAAAUAUUUCUUACAAGUCACAGACCCUGAGUGUCGGCAUAAUGUCUGCAAAGCCUGCUCCUAUCAAGAAAUCCCCGGCCAAGAAGGCCCCAGAAAAGGCUCCUGAAAAAGAGCCCGAGCCUGAAGCAGCUCCUGCUCCUCCUGCUGAGGCUCCUGCUCCUCCUGCUGAGGCUCCUGCUCCUCCUGCUGAGGCUCCUGCUCCAGCUGAGGCACCGGCUGAAGCUCCUGCUGCUCCUGCUGCUCCUGCAGAACAACCUGCUCCUCCUGUUGCAGAAGAAAAAGCUCCUCCUGCUGCUCCUGUUGAGGACGUGCCUGCUGCCGGUGCUCCCUCUGCUCCUGUGGACGUCUCAGUGGACGACGUCACUGACACCAGUGUGAGCGUCAAAUGGGAUACCCCGGAAAAUAUCGGAAACUCUGGUCUGAGAGGAUUCAUCGUGGAGUACCGUAAAGAUGGAACGUCAGACUGGGUUGUCGCCAACCACGAUGUGACCAUAUCAAACCGCUUCUCCAUCAAGAACCUGACCACUGGUGACCUGCUCCACGCCCGCGUGAUCGCUGUCAACUCUAGUGGUCGUGGUGUACCUGGAGUCCUCCCUCAACCUGUGACCAUCAGAGCGGUUGCCGAUCAUCCUAAAAUCCGCAUGCCUCGUGCCCUCAGUUCCCGCUGCGUUAAACAGGUCGGAGAGCCGGUCAACUUGGUCAUUCCCUUCCACGGAAAACCAAAACCUGUGGUGUCGUGGCUGAAGGACGGUCAGCCUGUGGAUAUGAAGCGCGUUAACAUCAGGAACAGCAACAGGGACAGUAUUCUGUUCAUCCGCAGCGCUCAGAGGGAGGACUCCGGUGUCUACGAGAUGUCUGUCAAAGUGGACAGCUUGGAGGACAAGGUGACACUGACGCUGCAGAUUGUAGAGCUUCCUGGUCCUCCUACCAGUAUCAAGCUGGUGGACUGCUGGGGUUUUAAUGCUGCACUGGAAUGGACUCCACCAAAGGACAACGGUAACACCGAAAUUACCGGAUACACAGUCCAGAAGGCAGACAAAAAAACCGGGGAAUGGUUCACUGUUUUGGAGCACUACCACAGACUCACCGUUACCAUCACAGACCUCAUCAUGGGAAACUCCUACAAUUUCCGGGUCUUUUCUGAGAACAAAGUAGGGAAGAGCGAGUCUGCUGCUGUCACCAAAAAGCUGGCCACCAUCCAGAAGACAGAUGUCCAGUGCAAACCUCCUGAGUAUGUGGAUCAUGACUUCAGCGAGGCGCCAAAGUUCACCACAUCCCUGACCAACCGCGCCGCCACUGUGGGCUACACAACAAAACUGCUGUGUUCUGUCCGAGGAUCUCCCAAGCCAAAGAUUGAGUGGCUGAAGAACCAGAUGGUCAUCGGUGAUGACCCAAAGUUCCGACAGAUCUCCAAGCAGGGCAUCUGUUCUCUAGAGAUCCGCAAACCUAGCAGUUUUGAUGGCGGCGUGUACACCUGCAGAGCCAAGAAUGACCAGGGGGAAGCAGUGGUGUCCUGCAAACUGGAGGUCAAACAAGUGAUUCUUCCGGAUGCUGAGAAGGGAAAAUAAACCACAGAAUUUGAGGACAAGACAGGGGAAGAACAAGAAUCAGUGUGUAAAUAAUGGAGACAGACAGAGCAAGCAGUGUGUGUGUGAGUGUGUGUGUGUGUAAAAAAACAAACCUCUGAUCCCUGUUACAGUAACUGUAUGACUGCUUUAAUAAAGAACAAACAUUAAAGUCGUAUUUUCAGAGCCUGGACAUUUUUAACCGUUGACAUCAUCACAGAGGGUGACAUCACUGUUAGCCCACCGUCACCCUGGUGUCACCGGCCCUUUAAAUGAAUUAUGUUACUUUAACAGCUUUCUUUUUUUUUUUACCCAUAAACAAUGUGAAAAACACCUACUCACUGUAACAUCCUGAUGCUGUCAUGUGACUGUCAAUUUGCGUAGUAAUGACAUCACUUCCAAAAUGUCUGUGCGCCUAGUUGGGCAGCGAGGCAGAUCCAGCUUCAUUUGGAAGCCUUGUUUUCUGUGGUAAAAGAUUUGUUGUUGUUGCUGCUACAAUUUAAUAUAAAAACAGAAGAGCAAUGAUUGCAGCAGGAAAUAUGUCACAUCAGGCUUUUAAUUUAAAAAUCAACAUGGGAAAUAGCUUGUGACUUAUUUCUCUCACAAUAAGAAAAUGGUAAAGCUGCUAAAUUACUGCUACUGAAUCAAUUAUUUUUGGUUCAAAUCAAUGCAGACAUGAACAAAUAAAGAAUGCCAUUUAAUAUUCAUUCAAUUCUAAAUAAAAUGUAUAAUGAAAAAUA